CGAUUGGUCUCUUCUCGUCCUCAUCCUUUUUAUCUCCAAUGGAGUCUGAAUCUUCAUGGUGGUUGCAGCCUCUCCAUGCCUCCUUUUCCUCCCUUAUCUUCUACCUCAUCAUCGCCGCCAUCCUCAUCUGUCUCUUUCCAUACUUCCUCUAUUUAGCUCGCCCCAAGCUUUGGUGCAGCUGCCAAGUUUGCCAAGCCUACAUCACUGCAGCCUGGUCGAUCCAAUUCAAUAACUUGUGCGAUUGGUACACUUAUCUCCUAAAAAACUCUGCUUCCAGAACCAUCCACGUCCAUGUCCUUGGCAACACCAUCACCGCCAACCCGGAUAACGUCGAGUACAUGCUCAAGACGAGGUUCGAGAAUUACCCGAAAGGAAAACCCUUCUCUGCAAUUCUGGGUGACCUUUUGGGAAGGGGCAUAUUCAACGUUGAUGGCGAUUUAUGGCGGUUCCAGAGAAAAAUGGCGAGUCUUGAGCUUGGGAGACUCUCAGUACGUUCGUAUGCCUUUGAAAUUGUGAAUUAUGAGAUUGAAAGCCGGCUAGUCCCGCUUCUUUCUUCCGUGACGGGGAAAGAAGAAGGUAUUUUAGAUUUACAGGACGUGUUUCGGAGAUUUGCAUUUGAUUGUAUUUGCAGAUUUUCGUUUGGUUUGGAUCCGAAGUGUCUAGAACUUUCUCUACCCUUGUCGGAAUUCGCCGUCUCCUUUGACCUAGCUUCCAAAUUGUCGGCCGAACGAGCCAUGAUCGCUUCCCCGUGGGUUUGGAAGAUAAAGAGGAUGCUGAAUUUGGGUAGUGAAAAGCAACUAAGAGAAGCCAUCAAGACGAUCAAAGUUCUAGCCCAAGAGGUCAUUAGGCAAAGGCGACAAGUCGGGUUUUCGACACACAAAGACCUUCUUUCUCGAUUCAUGGCUACCGUAAACGACGAAACGUACUUGAGAGAUAUUAUCAUAAGCUUCCUCCUAGCCGGCCGGGACACUUUGGCGUCGGCCUUAACGAGCAUUUUCUGGCUGCUGGCGAACCACCCGGAGGUAGAAUCCUCCAUUCUAAUCGAGCUUGAUCGAGUCAUCGGGGCAAACCAAACCCUCACAAGCUUUGAACAAAUGCUGGAGCUUCAUUACUUGCAAGCAACGGUCUAUGAAAGCAUGAGGCUUUACCCGCCAAUUCAAUUCGAUUCUAAAUUCUGCCUAAAAGACGAUCAUCUUCCUGAUGGAACCUUCGUGAAGGGAGGAACAAGGGUGACUUAUCAUCCAUACGCUAUGGGCCGGAUGGAGGAGAUUUGGGGCCCCGAUUGCUUGGAGUUCAAGCCUGAGAGGUGGCUGAAAGACGGCGUUUUCUUCCAAGAAAACUCGUUCAAGUACCCGGUUUUCCAAGCCGGCCCUAGGGUCUGUUUGGGGAAAGAAGUGGCCCUGGUGGAGCUGAAAAGCGUCGUGCUUUGCCUUUUGCGGAGGUUCCACGUCAAACUAACUUCACCAGUUGAAACGCCACGGUUCUCGCCCGGCCUCACCGCCACUUUCAGCGGCGGUUUGCCGGUCUUGGUCAGAGAAAGGCGAACAUUAAGCUAAAGGUUUUCCCCGUCAUAUGUCCUAAAUACUUCUCGCUAGUUGCAUCUUUCUUGCUAAUUAUGAAUGCAUUUGUUGUAAUAAUAACUAAUGAAGGAUGUUUAGGGCAAAUGAUAGAAAAACGCGUCUAUUUGACGCGACUCUAAAUUUGGAUUCGCAGCCCACGAAUUGGCAUCGAUCGAUCCAUAUGUGCAUCAGACUGACUGGCCCUGAAUUAAUAAUCAGAAGCGAAAGAUGAUGGAUCGGAGGCAUGUCGGUGGGAUAUUUGUUAGCAAAGAUUUAUGCUGGGUAUGUAGCUAGCUAGCUAGCUGGUGUUUUCUGGCAUUGUGCAGAUAUCUUGGUAAAAUUCCAAGAGGAAGAAGUUCUGUGCUUGUCAGUUGAGUGUACAUAUCUGUAGUGUUUGUCUUGUAAGAAGAAGAAGAUUCUAGCUAUGGUGGGCAACCAUUUAAUUCGUGCUCUUUUACGGUUAUUGAUUUUCAUUACUUGUCGAA
Diospyros lotus (date-plum) is the source of this 2044-nucleotide messenger RNA. RefSeq names its product cytochrome P450 94C1-like. The coding region runs from base 39 to 1556 and encodes 505 amino acids. The record is from RefSeq and is a predicted model, not a curated record. The transcript has a single exon. Gene Ontology annotation, molecular function: iron ion binding; oxidoreductase activity, acting on paired donors, with incorporation or reduction of molecular oxygen; monooxygenase activity. Lineage: Eukaryota; Viridiplantae; Streptophyta; Magnoliopsida; Ericales; Ebenaceae.